AUGGAAUUGGUGAAGGCCAGAAGCUACGACCUGACGGAACUUUCCGCACAGUUGCUCUCCAAACAGCGGAAAGAAGUCGAAGACGUCGCCAGCUGCUACACGUUUGGAUGCAAUGGAAAAAGCAAGGAAAAGGGAUAAUUUAAGCUCGUUGGAGCGACUAUUCCAACUGAUCGACGUCUCCUGGCUCGACUCACUGCUCGCCCUCCAAGUGAUCGUCCAGCUCAACGCCCUGCCCCUCUUCAUGCAAAUCACCAACAUCGUUGGCGGCGUCGCGGUUUGGUUAACAAUGUUUUUGGAAGGGGAAAUGAUUUAUUAUCCCCCUCCCCUUAACUGCGGCCCACCCCCCCCGUGUGUGGCUGGGGCGGGUUUGACCUGCACAAUUUUUUUAGUUCUUGAGAAAGGGCACCUCAAAGUUCCUACGUUGGCUGGAUCCUAUUCCGGGGUGCGGCCUAUCCCCCCCCCCCCUUGUUGCGUGCUUAUUUCAGUAUAUUUUUCAAAUUUUUGACUGGGAUGGGAUCUUGUCGCUGUACGUCAAAGUUGCGAAAACCUCUGAAACCCAUUCAAUUAGGCUUCUUUAGGCUUCGAGCCCUUAUCUCUCCAAAACUGAGAGGUUGAGCAAGUUGGGAAUUUCAGAAUGCUCUUUUGGUACGUCAAGGUGUAAUCUGGUCAAAUUUGAGGGAUUUCCCUGCCGCUAUGACCUUCCUUGUUUGAAAAAAGAGAAAAAAAUAGCGAAUAGAAUGAAGGAAAUCUAACAAAAAUUAACUGUUUCCCACUUCUCAUAUCAAUUUUUAUUAGUCUCGAACCAUGAUGGGCGGUAGAGCGGAACGCAACGAGUAUCUCCUUCUUCACGCUUUCCAUCGUGACACUCUGAUAGCCCCCGACAAGGCGCAGUUCGGAAAGAAGGGUUUAUUUUGGAAUAUAUGAACCCCUGAUCAAAUUCCGACUGUUAGGGGGUGCUGGAAAGACCCUGAACGAGACGAUGAUUGAAGGCGAACAAGAAGAGGAGACCGGCGGCAAAACCAAGGGAAAGGCCCAGUACUCUGGUGGCCUUGUCUUGGAGCCAAUCAAAGGUUUGGUCGGAAAAAUAAAAGUAUCAAAGCGAGUUUCCUAGGUCUCUAUGAAACGCUCAUCUUGUUGCUGGAUUUCAACUCCCUCUAUCCCAGCAUCAUCCAGGAGUACAACCUCUGCUUCACGACCGUCCCCCAUAAAAAGGUUUGUUAAGAGAUUGAACUUGGAGCCAAUGAACCUAGUCACUUUUUCAGAGUUUUUGUAAUGAUAACAGUUUUUAAGUACAAUUAUUCCUAACCUUUCCAGUGAGUUAAUUCUAUAGCCCAUUCCGCGCAAACUUGUCACGAUUUAAGAGCUACAGAACCCUUUCGGGAAGCUUCCUUUCAAUGUGCACGGCCUGUUUCUGUGUAUGCGCCUUUAAUAGAACGGAUAUUUUUUUUAGCGUUUUUUUCCGUAAAGUGUAGUGUGUAGUGUGCAUGCACCGUGGCGCUUUCGCACACGCCGUGAAAUUUAAAAUUAUCUCUGAGUCUCCGAAAUUUAGUUAUAUUUUUCACUUUCUGACGGCUAUUUUGAAUUUCGCGGAAUCACUUUGAGCACGGCAACAGAAAAGCUGUCUUUUUUCAAUGGGUGAUUGUUUCGUCUCAUGACCCAUUGAGCAUGCGCCUUUAAUAUUCCCUGUCGCCCAUGACGUCACACGAAGUUUUGGCUCCGCCCCCUUCAUUUUUGAUUUCGUUUUUUCUAACAAUAACAAAAACCCCGUGCAUUAAAAGUAUUACGGGGAUGUUGGAUCAAAUAAAAACGUAUAGAAGGGUUCUGUAGCUCGGGAGAAAAUGAAAAUCGGGAAAACUUGGGUCAGAAUGGACUAUAAUAAUGCGCUCAACUGCAUGAAAGAUUUUAGCCUAGAUUCUCUUGAAAUUUUUAUGGUUCAAAUUCCCGCGCUCCAAAGGCAUUUUCCAUUUUAAAAAUCAAAGCAGGGAUAAUUUUGAUUAAUAAAAAUCAGGAAGCUCAAAGUUUCUUUUUUGGCUCGGUUUAUCGCAAAGAAAACUGAACUCCUCCCCCUAGCUCUUCAUGGUUGGUACUUUCAGGACGGUGACGAAGUUCCCGAUGUUCCGGACCCUUCCCUGAAAGAAGGUGUCCUCCCGAGAGAGAUUCGGAAACUCGUGGAAUGCCGUCGAGAUGUCAAAUCUCUGAUGAGAUACCAAAAGAACGAGGCCGAGAAACGGCAGCUGGACAUCCGCCAAAUGGCUCUGAAGUUGACGGCGAACAGUAUGUACGGCUGCCUUGGGUUCCAGUACUCGAGGUUCUACGCGAAACCCAUUGCGGCUUUGGUCACUUCUAAAGGACGAGAGGUACUGUUUUGAAAGUGAAGGAUCCUAUAGUCUGUGUGCCACGACUUGAAAUUUCACCGAACGACGUUCCGCUGUUCCGCUGCGUGCGGUCGCGAAGCGUUUUUCGAAUCUAGGUCACGCCUUCAAUUGAUUUUUAUUGCUGUGGGGCACAUGAAAGUAGAGUACCUUAAUGAAUCAAUAAAUAAAUAAAAAGGGCGACCAAGGUUCGCAGCGGCACAGCGGAGUGUCGUUUGGUGAAAUUCCAGAAGAAAUAAAUAGGCCGCAAAAAACCCCCCAUCAUUAUAGAAAGCUAAAAAGCGGAAAACUUACAGAUUCUGAUGCAUUCGAAAGAGUUGGUGGAAAAGAUUGGCUACACGGUCAUCUACGGUGAUACCGACUCCAUAAUGAUCAACACCAACUCCCUGGACCUUGCCCAAGCGAAAAAGCUCGGCUUCGAAGUCCUCCUCAUCCAAUAUAUCCCCAUUUCCGAGCUCUUCCUUUCAGAUCAAGAAGCAGGUGAACAAGUGUCAUCGCCUUCUGGAACUCGAACUCGAUGGCGUCUUCAAGAGGCUUCUCCUCCUGAAAAAGAAGAAAUAUGCGGCGUUGACCCUCAACUUGGACACGAACGAGGAGAAGAAGGAGCUGAAGGGGCUGGACAUUGUCCGCAGAGAUUGGUCCCAACUCGCCAAGGAUAUUGGAAGGUUUGUAAUUUGGGAGGGGGGAUUUUGUGCUCUUUCUAACUUUGGGAGAAGUUCAAGAAUCCCCACACACCAUCUAACAAGGCCCCAUCAAGCCAAGUUCCGAUCUGGGGGAAAAAAUAGGAGGACUUCAUGUGAGGGAGGGGGUGGGGGGGUAAAAUCAGAGGACUUCAUGUUAGGGGGGGUGAGAAUUUGUAUUUCAUAAUGCCCCCCGCAGUACAAAAACAGGAGCCGAUCCUUAGCAAUUUUUCAAAUCCCCCCUCCUACUUUGAAAUAGCGCCCGCAGAGCUCAUCCGAACAAGUCCUCUCUCAUUUCAGAAUAAUCCCUUUCCCAUUUCUUUAACGUAGGGGGGGUGCUUCGAUUGUCAAGUCCAAUGACGUCACUUGAAAAACUGUGGAUGCAUCGCUCUCUCAGAUUGGUUGACAUUUAGGGGCGGAGCUUGAGCAGCGACCAAACUCAAAAUCUGAACAGACUUGAAUUAUAAAAUAGAGAAAGUUUCAGUUUACGAUAUUUUCCUUUUAGCUCUGUCGUCGACCGGAUCCUCGACGCGAACCUUUCGAGGGACCAGCUCGUCGCCUCGAUCAACGAACUUUUAAAGAACAUUCGCGCCCAACUCGACGCCGGCGCCGUCCCCAUUGAACUCUUCCAAAUCUCCAAGGUUUCGUCGAGAAAUGGGCUUCUAGCUUUGCAACAAAAUUGAUCCGAAGAAAAAAAUUAGAAAAGUGUACUUGCAACCUUUUGUAUAGUCCGUCCGCCGCGACUUGACAGUUUUCGAGUGUCUGCGUUUCUCUGUUCCCUCACCGGCGAAGCCACAGAAACAUGGAAAUAGUGCGUCAACAUUAGAGAGACGUCGAGAGACGAGGAGGGCGCAGAGAAGUCGCGAAAACGGACUAUUUGAGGAACACUUGUUUUGAAUCAUGUUCCGUUUCUCCUAAAAGAAAGAAACGUCGGCCCCUUUAUAGCAACUGACGAGGAACCCGAGGGAGUACGCGGACCUCAAGUCGCAGCCCCAUGCCUCGACCGCCGCCCGUCUCAAUGAAAGCGGCAAAUUCUCCUUCCGACAUGGCGACAUCAUCGAAUACGUUAUUUGCGAAGUAUGCACUUUCAGAAGGAUAUAAGGAAAUUGUCUGUAUAGGAUGGGAGCACAAAUGCGGCCACUCAGAGGGCCUACCACAGGUCGGAGAUUGAAGGAAGCGCCACCUUGAAAAUUGGUGAGAACUUGGGAAUUUCCAAUUUUGUCAAAGGGAAAGUAUUCGUUGGGCAGAUUUCUUUAUAUUGGCGUCAAAAAAUCCCAAAAGCGCUGGCUACCGUCCGGUUUGCACUGCGCCGUCACUUCUGGAGAGAGAUAAAAAUUUAGAUUAUUUUUUUGCGCUUGAUAUUAAUAGAAAAAGGAGAGAAUAAUAAUAAGCAAAGGUCAAAAAAUCCGAAAAUUUGCGCAGAAGCGGCCAAUUGUUUUCUAUUUUUUCAACUUGAGUUUUUGUUUCAUUAGUAAAGCGUAUUUCAUUACUACACACUUUGAGCAGGCCCGAAGGAUUGUGUGUUUUCAAAAUUUAUGUGUCCAGUUCGCGCGAAAUUUCAAACCCACAGAAGUCUCAUUUCAUGCAGUUAGAAGAUGAAAAGAAACGCAUGUUGAAAAAAUGGAAAAGUUUCAAAUUUUUGAAUCUGCGCGGUUUUCCUUCUGUGGCUGCGAAAUUUCAGAGGAAGAGUUUGUACCCUUUCUAAGAAAAGUUUAGGGGAGAGGUGAAUGUGGUCCCUUGUAGGGGCCUACCCCGGGGUCCGGAAAAUCUUGUUUAGAUCCUCCUAUAGGUGCUGAAUUAAAAGGGACCCCUGUAGGGGUAGGAUCAAGUUUUUACGGGAAGUCGCUUACUUAUAUUCAUCCCUUACGCUUGCAAAAAAUGCCCGUCACACAAAUCAUUUUUAAUUUAUCCCGACAGGGGUCCUAGGGGUUCAAGGAAAGCUAUGGUACCCCUGAAAUUUUCUCCCCACGAGUACCCCGAAGUUGCCAAGUUCCUAUCGGGUCCCCUUACACUUUUCUCAGUUAACUUGUCUAUUGCCAACAGAUCACCAUUACUACCUCGCCCAACAAAUUCACCCGGUCGUCUCGCGUCUCUGCGCCCCCCUUGAAGAGAUCGACGCCGUUCGGAUCGCCGAAGCUCUAGGUGAUUAUUGCUAUUUUCCACCUGUCCAAAGUUUUGGCUCAGGAAUGGACUCGAGCAAUUAUCGACGUGCGGCGGCUGCACACGCCGUAGCUGCGGCCGAAAACGAGGACGACGCCGUUUGGACUCCUGAGGUCUUCAGAAUCCUUAAAUGAUCGGAGAAAUGUAUUCUUGCAGUUGGCCUAUGAUACGUGUGACCCUCUGAUCAUAACUUGUGGGGCAGACGGCUGCGGUCUGACGGCCGAGAUGAGGAAAUGUCUCGUUCUUGAGGUAAAAUAUAGAGAGUUGUUCCAUUUGAAUCAAUCAAUAUCGAUCGAUAACACAUUUUGUUGUUUUGUGGCCGAUUCACGGCAUGACCUGUCUACGCUCUUCUAAGACCACACACUGUUUUUCCUUUUUUAUCGUGUCAGGACCCUUUUUGAUGACCCGGGCCAGUCGUGAACCAGAUACAGUCAUAUAUUCAGCUCGCCUUUAAGUUAUCCCUAUAGGGGCUUAGGGGUCAGGUUAAACCCUAAACCCUUAUAGGGGCCCCUAAAACAACAAACUCCUAUAGGGACCCCUCAGAACUUCCUCAGUACGGUUUAUGAAUUAUUUUUCGUGGGGGAGUUAGACCCUAAACCCCUAUAGAGGCCCUAUUUUGCCCCCUAUACGGGUCCCUAAAACAACAAACUCCUAUAGGGACCCCUCAGAAACUCCUCAGUACGGUUUAUGAAAUAUUUUCAAGACAAGAUAGUUAUUCUGUCAAUUUGGUGAUGUCAUUGGAAAGGUACGUUUCAAAAAACGCUCAAAAUGAUGGGUCCACUUGAUUGUUUUACUUUGCAAGUUAUAACGAAAAACUGCACUUAGCAAGCUUGAACUUGAUCAAGUUGGAAGCAUGGUCUUACAGCUGAUUCAAAGCUUAGGCUUGAGUUAUCAAAAAAAAAAAAGGUCUUGACACGAUAAUGCACCAGACCACGCCCCCUCUGUGUCCCGAACUAGCCGUGAUUUAUAGCUGAUUCACGGCUGGCUUGAACCAUCGACAAAAGGGUCCUGCCACGAAAAGAGACGAGACAGUGCCCUGGUUAGUGGAGAGCGCAGACAAGCCACGCCUCCUAGCGUCCCAAGUUAGCCGUGAAUCGGCUAUAGCUAUACGGCCCUCUUCUACGCGUAGUUCAUACAGUCUUGACGAGCUUAGUAUGUAGCUGAUGUUGUGGCUGAACCCCCGAGGUCGUGCUCUAGGUGGAAGAAUUGGAAUGAGAGCAGCCACUGAGUCAAGACUUUUUUUUUGGUUCUGGAACACUUUUCCAAUGAGGCUUCUACAGUAUCGUCUCAUAUAAACUACUUCAGAGAGACAAGCUUGAAACUAGCCAAAGAACGUUUUUUAGGCCAAAAAAGCGCUGUUUCGGGUUUUUGAAGUGUCCUAACUAGAAAACGAGAAUUUUUUUUUGGGGGGGAGUAAAAAACGUUCCCUAAAAAGUUUGGUGCUUCUUGAGUUAGCCUUUCCUGCAUUAAUAUCUAUUUUUAUGUGUCAUUCAUUUAUCAUCAAUCUGCUUCCGUCAGGCGGGAGACGUGAAGCCGAGAACCAUCCCGACGUCGUGCUCAAGCUGCGGGAAUGGAAUUCCAGACGGCAAGCUUUUGAACGACCUCCGCUUGCAAUUGAAGGCCUACGUCGACCGACACGUCACUUCCGCCUUCAAGUUAGAAUCCCCGAGAUUUGAGAGAAAUCCAAAGAGUCUCCAGAUGCGACGAGCCGAUGUGCGAGUACAAGACGAAUAUCGUGUCUUUUCGCUGGAACCGCGAAGGAAUGGAGUGUCCCAAGUGUUCGGGCGGUAUCUUGCGCAAAGAGGCAUGUUUUGGCAGAGUUUUGGGGAAUUAUUGCGAAUAUUCAGCUUGAACUUUGCGAUGAAAGUUUGAAAAAAAAAUACAAAGAUUCGCGAUAAUCAUACAUGGGCAGACCAUUAUCAGAAACCACAGAUCCCUCCUACCAAGUUUUCAUUAAUUAAAGUCGAUUUUGCCUCCCUGAGAGGGGCGGGGGGAAGCACGUUUCUAGCUAUGACGAAAAUUAGUUCAGUACUUUUCAAAAACGUAUUCUAGUUGAUUAUUUAUUUCAGUGCUCCCUAAGAUUCAAACAAUGUGAAAAUUCAGUCGGAUCAGGGUUCUGGAAAACUGAGAAAACCCUCGGAAGUUUCUUUCAAAAAAAGAUUUUCUAAUGACUUUUAACCGAUAUUUUUCACUUUGGAUCAGGCCUUAAACUUGGACGAAAAGGAAAAAAAAAAUUCUCAAAGGCUCCUUUAAAAAAAAAAAGAUCUAUUAAGGGUCCCCAAGAAAUCUUUUAUGCAAUGCUUGAUGAAAAGAUGCUAGAAAAACAAAUUUUUUCAGCAGAGCUUUUCAGAUUUUUAAAGGUCCUUAAAAAAAAAUAGUGGCCUCCACAGGAUUUUGACGGUUUAGUGGCCACUAUAGUAGUCAAAUUAGUGGCCACUUUAGGGGUUAAAAAUUACUAUAGAGUUCUAACUGGUACUACUAGAUGACUAAAACUACUAAAGUUGCCACUAUAGAGGUGGUUUGAGAUCUAAUCAACCAUCGAUUUUGCAAUUUGAAAAAAAAUGUAACUACUCAUUUCAGUACACCUGCAAGCAACUCUACGAACAGCAAAUGUUCUUCCGUUCCAUCGUCGACUUUAAAAAGGCUGAGGCGGCCUUGACGAACGACCAACGAAGUUCGUUCUCUCCGGAAACCUAACUUGUCUCCCUUUUUCAGAAGAACUGCAAUCGAACAAAAAUGACUACAUGUCCGUCUGGCAAACGUAUCAUCAGAUGCUGGAAGUGGUCGACGAGUUCUUGGUCAACAACUCUUUCAAUCGUGUCGAUUUGGCUUCCAUUUUUGCUCCCAUGUGUCGCUUGAAAUGA
Molecule: messenger RNA, 8076 nt
Organism: Caenorhabditis auriculariae
Lineage: Eukaryota; Metazoa; Nematoda; Chromadorea; Rhabditida; Rhabditidae
Source: the annotation of a GenBank genome assembly